UCUUCCAGCUCUGCUUAUGAUCGUGACAACAAGACACGCGUGGCCAUCAAGAAGAUCAGCCCCUUCGAGCACCAGACCUACUGCCAACGCACCCUGAGGGAAAUCAAGAUCCUGCUGCGCUUCAAGCACGAGAACAUCAUCGGGAUCAAUGACAUCAUCCGGGCGCCCGUCAUCGACCACAUGAAGGACGUAUACAUCGUCCAGGAUCUCAUGGAGACAGAUCUCUACAAGCUCCUGAAGACCCAACACCUGAGCAACGACCACAUCUGCUACUUCCUCUACCAGAUCCUACGAGGACUCAAGUACAUCCAUUCUGCCAACGUCCUGCACCGCGACCUGAAGCCCUCCAACCUUCUCCUCAACACCACCUGUGAUCUCAAGAUCUGUGACUUUGGUCUGGCCCGUGUGGCUGACCCUGACCACGACCACACUGGCUUCCUAACAGAGUAUGUCGCCACGCGUUGGUACAGAGCUCCAGAGAUCAUGCUCAACUCCAAGGGCUAUACCAAGUCCAUAGACAUCUGGUCGGUGGGUUGCAUCCUGGCUGAGAUGCUGUCAAACAGGCCCAUCUUCCCUGGGAAGCACUACCUGGAUCAGCUCAACCACAUUUUGGGGAUCCUGGGCUCUCCCUCCCAGGAAGAUCUCAACUGCAUCAUCAACAUCAAGGCCAGGAACUACCUGCUGUCGCUGCCGGUGCGCUGCAAAGUGCCCUGGAACCGCCUCUUCCCCAACGCCGAUCCAAAAGCUCUGGACCUGCUGGACAAGAUGCUCACCUUUAACCCCCACAAGAGGAUCGAGGUGGAGGAGGCGCUGGCCCACCCCUACCUGGAGCAGUACUACGACCCCACAGACGAGCCCGUGGCCGAGGCCCCGUUCAAAUUCGACAUGGAGCUGGACGACUUGCCCAAAGAGACGCUGAAGGAGCUCAUCUUUGAAGAAACGGCUCGCUUCCAGCCCGGCUUCAGGUCCUAACGCCUCCCACAGGAGAUUCUGCGGACGGGUUCUGCGUCGCCACUGCUCCUCCCCGCCUCCACUCUGUUGCUGUGAUUUUGUUUUUUUUGGGUUAUUUUUGGGGUUUUGCUUUGUUUUUAUUUCUCCUCCCCUGAUGUUCGCACCGCCUGGAUUCCUCCGGUCUCUUAUUUUCUCUCGGCAAGUCCACUUUGCUCAGGAACGGCGUCAGGAAUCAAUCAGUCAUCCUGUCUCUCAGCAGAGAGGUGAGGUAGAGGGGGGGGGGGGGGGGGGGGGGGGGUCACACGUCACAGCUUAUGGUUUGGGGGGAAACUGUGUUUUUUGAAGCCAAGAUAAACAACUUUUUUUUGUGUUUAUGUGCGUGUCUCAAAAGGCAUUUGGCUCUUAUGAUUUAAAACUUUUUUUUUUAUGAUAAAUUUGUUUUUUUGUUUUGUUUAUUGGGGGUUUUUUUGUUUUUUGGUGCAACUUCUUUGCACCAAAAAAAAAAUCAAUCAUUAAAACAAAACAAGUUUUCAUACCUUUUGUUGCACUGUUACAAAAGGAUGCAGUGAUCUGUCUUUUUUUCUUUCUCUCAUUAUGGAAAAAAAAUUUUGAAUUAAUUCACCUGAUUUAUGCAAUUAUGACAGAAUUCGCCAGACUAUCCUGGCCUGAAGCCAUCACUUGGUGUUGAUGAGGAUGUAUAUUUUAUCAAACCUUGUAUUUUAAUCUCAAACAUACUCACACAAAAGGCCCAGAUAUGAGGACCUCAUAUAACUAUAAAUAUAUAUAUAUAUAUGAAGCCUGAAGAGUCUUAAGAUGUUUUAUUGUUUAGGGUGAAGAUAAGUGAAUCUGAUGAGUUUUCCCAGGAAAAAAGGCCCUUUUUUUUCUUAUUGGCAUUAAAACAUGUAGAUAUGUACCGAACGAGUUCAUUGGAAGUUUCUGCCUUAGCCACGAGGAAAUAAAGGAAAAGUUGAUUUCACACAAGUUUGUAUGAUAUUUUCAUAUUUUGCGGGGGGAGGGCGGGAUGUGUAGACCCGGUCGCCGUGCCCCUCCCCCCCCCCUCAGUUCUCCCGUUAUUCUCGGUUGUCCUCUCUGGUGUUUGUGGACCUCUCUCGCCUCGUUAGAAUAAUACUGUGCCCUUUGCAUGACUGUUAUAAGCUCCGUAUACAAAGACGGCAACGUUAAAAGUGCCACACAAGCCGGCCGGGUCCGCUGGGGCGGCGCUCCGGCUCCUUUCCCCGCUCAUCAUCUCGCUCCACAACACUCGGUGCUUUCUGUCCCUCCCUGGUUGCCGUCACCGUGACCCAUGACCCCGUCAGGCCUCUCCGUUAAGCAGACUUUAAUAUGCAUUUUGAUUUUCCUCUCUGUCCAAGUCCGUCUGCACACCCAGACGCAGUUCAAUGACGAUAAACGCUCCGUCUUUAAGAAAUCACCCCAAGAAAUGCGGUGGGGGGGGGGGGGGGGGUGCUCAAAGCACAGGGUCUCAGUAGAUAAACCUCAUUUCACAAAAGGUUUUGCUUUAAAUUUCACGUCUUAGUUCUCGCACCAGCUGGCAGAAUGUGGACCAGCGUAGACGUGCAGAAAUGCAGCGCAGGUCAACAACUUCUCAUGUCAAUCUGAUGGAAGACUGUUAGAUUAAAUACUUUUAUUUCAAAGAAGUGAGAAAAUGCUUUUUAAAGAAGGUGGGGGGGGGGGGGGGAAUAGGGCAGCGCUGCAGCAUCUGAAGGCCGAGUGAAUCUCUGCAAAACUUCAGGGCAUCUAUGGAAACAUUCACCAGACCUUUUAAUGUCCUAAUCCAAAUAGUCUAGAUUUUAGUCGUUAAAAUGCAUCUCCAAGUUGCUCUUAUUAAGAAGUGAGACACUAUGGAGCCAAAGGUUGGAUGUUUGAUUUUUCCUUUGCUCUGACUGGGAGUAAAUCCUGAGGAGGAGGAGGAAGAGGAGGAGGAGGAAGGUAAAAAGGAGCCGUCACAGCUUUGAUUCUCUCAGACGUGACGGAUAAUUUUCUGCUUCCCGGCUCCUCAACUUCAAACUGGACCAACAUGGAGAUUUCUCUCUAUUAUAAACAUUAACUCAGUCUGGGG
Fundulus heteroclitus (mummichog) is the source of this 3028-nucleotide messenger RNA. Its product is annotated as mitogen-activated protein kinase 1. Gene Ontology annotation, biological process: protein phosphorylation; intracellular signal transduction. The record is from RefSeq and is a predicted model, not a curated record. Lineage: Eukaryota; Metazoa; Chordata; Actinopteri; Cyprinodontiformes; Fundulidae. The coding region runs from base 181 to 972 and encodes 263 amino acids. Gene Ontology annotation, cellular component: nucleus; cytoplasm. The transcript has 8 exons. Gene Ontology annotation, molecular function: ATP binding; MAP kinase activity.